GACGGUAGACGGAGGGGGAGCGCGAGAGAGGAGCGACUGCGCAGAGGUGCCGCCCCCCUCGCCUCACACUUGAGUGAGCGCGGGGGAAAGUCGGCCCGGGCUAGCCGGCGGCCUCUCACUCGGGCCGGCGGGCGCUGCUGCUUGUUUAUCCCCCCGUCAGCCAGGACGGGGGGAUAGCAAGGAGGAUGGCGGAGACGGCGGGACUGAGCCUUCAGGCGACGGCAGCGGCACCCUCCACGGUGGCGGCGGCAAGAGCCUGCCCCGUGGCCGGUGGGAUCACUCUGAGGGACUCGCCGCGGUGGAGGCACCGCCGCAGCCCCGGCGAGGGUUGCUAAGCGCAGCCCGCUUCUUCCCUCUUUUUUCCCGCCCCUCGGCUUGUACAGGCGGGCGGUUGGCUGUCCUCCACCUGGCACGGACGGCGGGAGCCCCAGCGAGAAGAAGGGGGGGCAGUACGAAGAGGAGGAAGAAGGCGCGGGAGCAUGGGCGCCAAGCAGAGCGGCCCGGCCGCCGCCAGUGGCCGCACUCGGGCUUACUCCGGCGGGGACUUACCUUCGAGUAGCAGCGGCGGAGGUGGCGGCGGCGCUAACGGGACCGGCGGCCGGCCGAUAGGUGGCGGCGGAAGGUACACGCACCUGGCCUCGGGUGCACACCACGCGGGGCCCGGCAGCUCUGCGGCGGCCGCGGCUCCUCCGGUGGCGGCGCCCCGGAGCAGGUCUCUGGGGGGGCCGGCCGCCUCUGGCGCUCGAGCCGCGCACUCUGCCUUCAACAUCCCCAACAGCAGCGGCCUCUACGGCUCCCAGGACUCGGUCAACAGCACCCCGGAGGAAGGCGGGCGGGAGCGGCCCGGUGCGGGCGCCGGCGGCGGCGGCGGAGGAGGAAGCCAUGGCGGCGGGAGCGGCGGGCCCCGGCUGGUCAUCGGCUCCUUACCUGCCCACCUUUCGCCUCACCUGUUUGGAGGAUUCAAGUGCCCUGUUUGUUCCAAGUUUGUAUCUUCAGAUGAAAUGGAUUUACAUCUUGUGAUGUGCUUGACAAAACCAAGGAUAACCUACAAUGAGGAUGUGCUGAGUAAGGAUGCUGGGGAGUGUGCAAUAUGCCUGGAAGAGCUACAGCAAGGGGAUACAAUAGCACGAUUGCCUUGUCUAUGCAUAUAUCAUAAAGGAUGCAUAGAUGAAUGGUUUGAAGUAAACCGAUCUUGUCCUGAGCAUCCCUCAGAUUAAUGGUGGAGGUUUCUGUUUUAUAGUCUCUUACACUGAUUAACACAUGUAAAGGAUUUGAAAUUUCAUCUUCAGGAGCUGAUUUGAAAGUGGACUUGUGUUCAUUUUGGACUGGAAAGGGAAUGUUGCACAGACCACAUCCUGCAUUGUCCCAAGAGUUCGCCUAAAGGAGACACAGGGAUUCUGAAAAUGCUGCACAUUCAGGAACAAUCCUCUUCCUUUAUGGACUUUAUGGACAACAUUUUGUAUCUACAGGCCAAAGUUACUAAUUUUCAGUUUUAAUUUUUUAAAUGCUAUCUAGAGAAGCAGGAUGUUGUCGCAUUCUUUUUUUAAUUGAAGCUGUGUACUCUAGAUCAACGUUCUGGAACAUUUACACAAGGAAGAUGCCAUUCUUGGGUUGGAAAAACCCCUCCCUCAAAAAGAAAAAUAAAUGGCAAACAGUGAAGGACAGUCAAAUUAUGUGACCUUGCUCAUGAAAUCCCCCUCAGUAUGCUAUUCACACUUCUUCUGUGGAAGAAUGCGACAUUCUUUGACUCCGAGUUUUUUAAAGUAAGUAACUAUAUGCCAAAAUGCAGCCCCAAAAGCAAAACAUAACCUGGGCAGAUUGUUAAUUGAAACUGUUAAUCAGGCUAAAGAGUCGUUGAAAUCUGCAUACUGUGUUCAUUCUUAUAUAAAUAUACUAAAAUCCACCUUUACUGCUUGUGGGUGUCAGUACAGCAGCAGAAAUUGAAGGGGGGGGGAUAAUUUAGCAGCUAUGCAAUUUUUUUAAAAAAAGAUCAUGGGGAAAUAAGAGUUACCAUCUUAAGUGCUGCCAGUUAAGGUAAUUAUAACGGGUAUUUUUUUUAAUGUUUCAGGUAGUUAUUUUCUUAUAAUACUUUACUCUUCAGACUGUGUAGCCACAAAAAUGGGCAAAGCGGUAUGAUUCCUGAAGUUUUCAUGAGGACGAUGGGACCUUGGUUGAUUUGUAUUUUGUUUUUAAAUCAAAAGUUGUUUCAGUAACAGAUCGUACUACUUUGCAUCUAACACAGUUGGUCAGGUGAUAUUCUACGUCCAGUGGCUCAUAAUUCAUACUGAUAUGGGUUUAAGCAUCUCUAGCUGGGAAGAGAUUUGACUCUGUCUUCAGUCAUUUACUGUGCUGUUGUAGCUUAAUAUGAAUUUUAAAUUGAGGUAUCUGGGAUUGGGGGGGAGGGAUGAGGCUCAUUAAGAAAAAUUGUGAGUUUAAUAUAUUUGUUUUCACAAGGAAAUAGGGGCUGUUUGGAAUUUAUUAAAGUACCUUAUGAAGUUUAUACUAAGGUGAAAACAUAUUGAAUAAAGGUGACUGAAAAUUUUAAAAUGUUUAAAUAGAAGAAAUAAGCUGUAUGUCACAUUAUUUUUAUGAUCCUUUACCUUUCUGACUUGACUUGACGUCAAGAUGUAUUUUUUUCUCCUCUCUUCUUAUCUAUUAACUUGCAGUGAUGCAGGUAGAGGCACUUGGUGCAUUUACCUUGUCAUAAACGCAUGCCUCUGCAGGCACUCAGUGCCCUGGUGCUCAUCUGAACUCAUGAUGAAUCCCAGGCUGAGUCCGCAGCCCACCAAGGACUUCAGUCGGUAGCUAAACCAGUAUCAGCUGCUUGCAGUGAUGUGGGUGUUCUGGGAAAAUUUCCAGAAAAUUUUCUGAUCCAAGUUUAAAUAAAUAAUUUAUUUAACAUGAGCAAGAUUUAGAUAAUGUUAGCAAAAAAAGGCAAAUACAACAUGCAUUAGUGUGAAUCAUGUAUAAGCACUGGCUUUGCUCAUGCUUCAUGUCCCACAUUUAGCCCACUUAACAAGAUUGAUUUGCAACACAACAGCCGACAACUAUAGAUAAAUUAUAUUUAUAUAUGUGAGUUGGGAAAUUUUCCACAAAAAAAUUUUCUGCUCCCCAUCCAGUGACUUAUGUGUCCAGUUCUGUAGUUAAGAGUCAUAGCUGACUUCAGGAAGACUAAUAGCCACUUUCUGUAUCACUCUGACCGUAUUCAACAUGCUGUUGUUGACAGAAAUAGAGGCUUGGAAAACGCGGGUUUUCCAAUCUACACAGGACAAAGAGCGGAUAUAUGCAGAGAAGAAGCAGGAAGGGGCUAUUUUCUUUUGCAAUUUUUCUCAUGCCUCCAGCACCUGUUAAUUUUCCCUGUUUGAUUUGAAAAAGCUAGUCAGAACCAGGCUUAGGGUAACCAGCCAGCAAGAAGAUUGCACAGGAAAAAAAGAAAAACAGUGGGUUGAUAAAGAGCAAACCCCCCCCCCCCACCAAUCUUUAUAUGUCAGAGACAAACUGAAGAUGGGCAACAAACAGGGAUCCCUCAACGCCUGUCCUCUGAAAGACAGCAACAUAGCGGUUUCUGAUAGGCAAGCCUUGGUUCUAGGCUUUAAUGAGUACAGAAAAGUAGUGCAAGGUUUUAUUAGGCAGCUACAUAGUAUGAUCAUAUUUCUAUUGUUAUAAUUUAAAUUCUUUGUCUACCAACAGUAAAGGCUUGCAGUAACACUGGCUUUAAAUUUUGCAGUUGUACUUUGAAACAUCACACACACACUUUUCUGUAAUAUUCCCUCCUGUGAGUUUAAAUAAUCUCUGCUGCAUCAGCUGGGAUUCCAUAAUUUUACAAGAAGAACUAUUGAGAUAUUUUGUGCUGAGGCAGGGAAAUUUUAAGCAAACAAAAUUUGAAUGGGCUUGACUCUAUACUAACCUUUCAGACUUUCUCAAAUACCUGUUUUAACGUCUUACACAAACAUCUAAAAAUACCUAAAAAUGUGAAGUGUUAAUGUGAGAGACACAACAUCGCAAAAGGAGGCAGUGAGUUUCCUUGAAGAACAGAGUAUAAAAAUGCCUGAUAAAUAAUAACUCAGCACACCCGAAUUGGUUAUGGUUCUCUGUCAAGUGUACAGGCAACCUGGUUUUCAUCCCAAGUAAUGUGAAAAAUGGCUCUGAAAUAAAAAUAGGGUUCUCAGUUGGAUCUUUUGUGGCCAAUUCAAAAUCUUUCAAGGAACUGCAAAGCACUCUUAUCAUCUGAGAACUCGAAAGCUUUUUCCUCAUUUACAUUCAUCUGCUAGUAAAAGCAGAUGUAUUCAGUGAGGCUCGUUAAUAUUGCUUGCUUGUUCUAAUACAUUUUUUUUAAAAUCAGAAGUCCACCUCUAAUGUCUCCCCUGCCCCCCAUACUUGUGUCCUUAUCUGCAUUUGAGCCAGAGUGGGAAUUUCCCAACACUGUUCUACGUUUUGCUUUAUGAUGCAAAUGUGCUGGUAUGGAAAUUCCCCACUUCAUUGUUGCCAAUGAGUUAAUCUCAGUGCUGAUCUUGGUAGCAUACCUUGCUAUUUAUACUUCCUCGUCUCAGACUUUAAGCCUCAAAUCUUUCCUUCUUCCUUCCUCCUCCUAACCCAUCUCACUGUACAGUCUGAACUUCUUUCUACUCUUCCUUUUUCCAAUCAACUCUCUUGUUGACCUCAGCAAUUCAUUGCACAGUCCUUGACAGAAGAGGCGUUUCCCCCCAUAACUUAAGCAGUGGCUAUUCCUUGGUGUCGAAUAGGGCUGACUCUAGUUUCUGAUCCAGCCCUGGGCAAAGAAAUGCAGAACAAAAUGCUUAAAACUGUAGCUAGGUUGUCUUUUUAUUAUUUAUUAUUAGGUAUAGCGGCUGCACCAUGUUCUGCUGGAUAUAUUGAAAAGAGAGAAGUGCUUUGUUCUAAAAUAGCUCAAUGGUGAAGCCAAACUCUGGUGUAUAGAAGCAGAAUGGGAAAAGCCCAUCUCUUACGUUGUUGUUCCUCAAAAUUGUUCAGACUACCCGGUGGUGUUCUAUAGAGAGAACCCUGUCUGUUAGUAGAUCCAGAGGAGUUAGCCAUGUUAGUCUGUAGUUACAAAAUAGUAAAGGGUCCAAUAGCACCUUUAAGACUAACCAACUUUAUUGUAGCAUAAGCUUUCGAGGACCACAGCUCUCUUCAUCAGAUGCAUCUGACGAAGAGAGCUGCUACAAUAAAGUUGGUUAGUCUUAAAGGUGCUACUGGACCCUUUACAGUCUGUUAGUGCCACAUUUGUUCAAAUGUAAUAUUAAGCAAACCCAGAGUUGUGCUUGCAACAUUUGUUUGGCUUGGUUUUAGUAGCGCUUUUAUGUUUACAAUGAAUGGCCAGAAAGCCUAUUCCCUAUUUUUAAAAAAGGCUUCGUGAAUCAUUUGCAGUGUUUGCCUUUGGCAACCUUCAGUCUGCGUUUUCAUGCACCUAUGGCAGUUCUUGUGUUCUUUGGUUAUUGCCUAUCAAGGAUUUUCCUUUCUGACCUAGGGCUGCAAGGCUUUAAAGUGGUAGCUUAAUGAACUAAAGUGAUCGCUGAUGGAUCAUUAGGAGCCAAUAUUAUCCAUUAGUGGAAAUUGUAUCUAUCAGUACAUUUUCAUCCUACUGUUCCUCAAAGGAGCUGAUGGAUCCAUAUGUGAUUCUUUCCUCUAUUUCCCCCUUGUUACACUCUGAGGUAGCCUGGGAGGGGAGGCUGGUCACCCAGUGAGUUUCAUGGCUGAGUGAGGAUUUGAACCAGAGUUUCCCAGCACUUGAUCUGCUGCACCACACAGACUAUCGAUUUUCAUUGGUGACACUGAGUCUUAAAUGGUACGUUUUUUAAAAGCAACUUUGGUUCUGGAGUGUGCCAUAAUAGAAAACGAAGGUUGGGUUUUCUGCUGCUGAUGACUUAAUAAAUUGUAAAUUACCUUGUACUUUUACAUCUCUAAAUACCUGUAUUGAAGUUUUUAUAAUAUAAAAAUUUAUUUCAAUCCAGAAAUCCAUCAGAAGCCAUAUUAUUGACUAGUCUCUUGAUAGACCUAAACCUUGCACAUUGCAAUUAUGUAGUCAACCAUUAACCUCCCCUUUCCCCUUAAAACUCAUUUCAUUAUGUCUUAGGCGUCAGUAGUGGCAGAGUAUUUUUUUUUUCAUGAAAACUGUAAACAGGAUUCCUGGAUUUAUGGUGUAUUGAAUGGUACCCCACAGUACUACUGCAAUGGUUUUCAGAUUUCCCGUAGUCAAAUAAUCCUUUUUGCAUUGGCUUUUCUGCUGGAGAGUCCUUGCGUGUUGCAGAGGAUCUUGGCAAGUAUCAAAUCAUAUGGAAUGGUUUAGGGCCGCUUUAUGGGUGAACAGAGUGCAGGCUUUGUGACAGAGGAAUUCUUAAGCAGGGCAAGAGAGGCAGUAACCAUUAUUGAUCUUCUAACUGAGGAAACUUCAGACGGGCUUCUGAAAUGGAGGAAACUUCAGCAGCCUGAAAACCACUGGUCUGAUGUGUGUACUUCCAUAUGUUCUAAACAAGAUCAUUUCAGCUACAUUUUAAUGUUUUACUGCCUUAAUAAAAUACCAUUGUAGUUUGAAGAAUGGGGAGGCACAGUUCAGGUUUUUAAAGGAACAUGUGUAGAAUUAAGCUAAUUGUGAGUUGCUAACCAUAGUUUUUAUUAACAAGCAGUGAUUUGGGAGUGCUGUCCAAGAUGGUUGGCUCCUUGGACCAUUCAAUACCCCUCAACUGGAUAGAAAUGACCAAUUCUAAGACAUGAGCAUGGGUCAACCUACAGGAAAUGCUGUUGGAGAUAGUUGUGACAGGCAAGAAGUCUUCCUUUGUUUCCCUGCUGAUAUACAAGAAUGUAAUUAGCAACGUUUAAUGUAAAACAUGCUUGUACAUUUUUUUUAAAUAGAGUGAUACGACUGAGAAAAUGACUUGAGAUUUUUUAAGGUACAUCUUGUUUGGUCUGCCAGUAUACAAUCAAACAAUUUUUUUUACUGAUCUGGGUUGUAUGUUUUAACAUUCCAUUUGUGUAAAAUAUGUACAAAGACAUGUUAAUAAAUCUUUUGAAGCACACUUUCCAUCAUGA
This is a messenger RNA of Eublepharis macularius, 7044 nucleotides long. It is a transcript of the gene ZNRF2, whose product is annotated as zinc and ring finger 2. The record is from RefSeq and is a predicted model, not a curated record. Bases 480 to 1217 code for a protein of 245 amino acids. Lineage: Eukaryota; Metazoa; Chordata; Lepidosauria; Squamata; Eublepharidae. The transcript has 5 exons.